Messenger RNA from Juglans microcarpa x Juglans regia, 800 nucleotides. Its product is annotated as lachrymatory-factor synthase. The transcript has 3 exons. Bases 37 to 696 code for a protein of 219 amino acids. The record is from RefSeq and is a predicted model, not a curated record. NCBI's taxonomy places the organism in Eukaryota, Viridiplantae, Streptophyta, Magnoliopsida, Fagales, Juglandaceae.
UAUUAAAAAAAAAUUAUUUUUCUAAUCAAAUACACGAUGCCGACAUUUGUAAUGUCCAAGUUACUGGUCGCAUGCCACGUCAGUAAGCAUGAACGGCACGGCACCCCGUCUAUUUUAACGUGUCCUCUUCCAGCUCAACCCAUUUUGGACUUUUACCAACGCCGUCUUUUCUCCGUAAUGGAGCGAAACUCACCGCCGGCGCCGCCCAAAUGGGAAGGCAAGGUUUCCGCAAGACUAAACGGUGCCGUCGCUGACCAAAUAUGGCCUUUGUUCAAGGACUUCUUCAACUUCCACGAGUGGUUUCCUGGCUUAGCCACUUCCUACGGCAUCCACGGCACCAACGGUGAGCCCGGCUGCAUCCGAUACUGCGCCGGAUUCUCCAUCCCCUCCGACUCCGGUGACGAUUCCGUCUCCUGGUCCAACGAAAGAUUAAUUUCCGUCGAUGACGAUUCACGCAGCUUAAGCUACGAAAUCGUGGACUGCAAUAUUGGCUUCGAGUCGUACGUUGCGACGGUGACGAUUGUUCCACAGGGUGAUGAAGGCCAAGCUGGAUGUGUGAUCGAGUGGUCGUUCACCGUUGAUCCGGUGGAAGGGUGGGUACGGGAUGAUUUAGUGGGGAGGUAUGAGGUGGGCCUGCAGCGCAUGGCCCAGAGGAUGGAGGAUGCACUGCGAGUAGGAAUGGAGCGUGACGGGUAGUUGUUUAUUUAUGGCCCGGAGAAUGGAGGAUGCCACGCGGGGAAGUUGGAGCUAGGAGGGUAGUUGGUUGUAAUUCCAAUGUUGUACAGGGUGAAGGGUAGUUG